Molecule: messenger RNA, 942 nt
Organism: Alternaria incomplexa
Lineage: Eukaryota; Fungi; Ascomycota; Dothideomycetes; Pleosporales; Pleosporaceae
Exons: 4
Coding region: 1-942 (313 amino acids)
Biological process (GO): mitochondrial respiratory chain complex IV assembly
Source: RefSeq, a predicted model, not a curated record
AUGGCUGCACCAAUGAAAUGCAUGGCCACGGCUGUGAGGAGUAUUUCAGGUCCACGAGCGGCGCGCGUUACGCAUCGAACAUUCGCCUUUAGCACAUCGAGUCCGGUCGCAUCGUCGCGGAAACCAUCAGCGGGCAACGCAACGUGUCGGAGGGAAUUACAGACAACGCGCAUUGGACCAAGGAACGCUGCAAGUAGCUGCCAAGGACACACAAGGGGUUUUUCGCAAUCGACACCACGGAGCAAGCUCAAGACAAUAGAUCAGAUCCGGGCCAGGAACAAGGGCGGGCCAUUCAAUCUCACAGCAGCCAUCCUCUUCGUCGCAGCAGGUGGAGGAUUAUGGGCCUACUUCACAUACGAGAAAGAGCGCAUGGCAAGAAAGCGAAUCGCCGAGCAAACAAAGGGUAUCGGAAAGCCUAAAGUAGGCGGUCCAUUCCAGCUCCAAGACCACAACGGCCAGCCAUUCAGCAACGAGGAUAUGCUAGGCAAAUACUCCCUCGUCUACUUUGGUUUCACUCACUGUCCCGACAUCUGCCCCGACGAGCUCGACAAAAUGGCUCUCAUGUACGACAAAGUCGUCGCCGAAUGCGGCAACGUCAUCCUCCCCGUUAUGAUCACAUGCGAUCCUGCACGCGACAACCCCAAGGUGCUCAAGGAAUACCUGGCAGAGUUCCAUCCUGACUUCAUCGGCUUGACAGGCACUCACGAGGAGAUCAAGGAUACAUGUAAAGCGUAUCGGGUGUACUUCAGCACCCCCAAGGACGUCAAGCCUGGUCAAGACUACCUGGUUGAUCACAGUAUCUACUUCUAUUUGAUGGACCCAGAAGGCGAUUUUGUCGAAGCCAUCGGGCGCAACUUCACGGCGGAACAGGCUGCGAAGGUCAUCUCAGACCACAUCAAGGAUUGGGAAAAGCCGUUGAAGAAAGAGACGAGAUGGGAGUAG